AUGAUGAUGACGAUGUGCCGUCUGCUGUGCGCCCUGUUGGUGCUCGCCCUGUGCUGCUGCCCGUCUGUGUGCAUGACAGCGAGUGAUGGCCACAAAUCCACCGAACUGAUUAAAUCGUCCUCUCAGUCACAAGUGCAAGGUGGUCUCGAUAAGGGACAGGAACCAGGUAAGGGCCCUGGUGCGGAAACGGAAAAUGGGAGGAGCGCUGAGGAAGGUUUAGGAAGUGAAGGAAUUUCUUUGCCAACGAAAGCGGCUGCGGCCAUCAGUGGACAGAAACCAGGUGCGUCAGUUAUGCCAGGGACACCAAUUCCGGCGAGCGAUAAUCCAGAGUCACCAGGCUUACCGAAUCAGUCCGCACAGACUCAAGAGGUGUUGCAGACAGGAAAUGUGAGGAGCGGUGAGGAAUUGUCGCAGAGUCAGGAAUCUACCCUGCCAAGGGCACCAGAGAAGUCUGUUGAGGCGACAACUACGACCACGACCACUACGACCGCUGCGCCAGCCACCACCAGCACCACCACCAGUACUACAACCACAGAGGCGCCAACUACGACGACCACCCGUGCACCGUCACAUAUUCGCAGAAUUGACGGCAGCCUCAGCAGCUCUGCGUGGGUGUGUGCCCCGCUGCUGCUCGCCGUAUCCGCGCUGGCGUACACCACUGUGGGCUGA
Messenger RNA from Trypanosoma cruzi, 669 nucleotides. Its product is annotated as mucin TcMUCII, putative. Bases 1 to 669 code for a protein of 222 amino acids. NCBI's taxonomy places the organism in Eukaryota, Euglenozoa, Kinetoplastea, Trypanosomatida, Trypanosomatidae. The record is from RefSeq and is a predicted model, not a curated record. The transcript has a single exon.